AUGUUUCGACCUGCCGUCUCCCUCGCUCGUACUUCCAUGAAGAGAACCAUGGCCACUGCUGCCGCUUCUGGAGAAAACGAAUUUGUAGCUAAACGCGCUGCCGUGAGGGAACAUGCUGCUCAAACCACUGAAUUAUGGCGUAAAAUCAGCUUUUACGUUUGUAUACCAGGUAUCGCGGUUGCCACUCUUUGGACUUGGAAAGCUGAGUCUGCUCAUGCGGAACAUAAAGCUCAUGCUAAGGCCGAGGGACAUGAACAUGAACGUGUCGUUUAUUCAUACAUGAACGUUCGUACCAAGCCUUUCCCCUGGGGCAACCAGUCUCUCUUCUUCAACCCCGAGGUCAACAUCCCUGCCGGUGAUGCAGAGUGA
Tremella mesenterica DSM 1558 is the source of this 369-nucleotide messenger RNA. RefSeq lists its product as uncharacterized. The transcript has 6 exons. Gene Ontology annotation, molecular function: enzyme regulator activity. Bases 1 to 369 code for a protein of 122 amino acids. The record is from RefSeq and is a predicted model, not a curated record. Gene Ontology annotation, cellular component: mitochondrial inner membrane. NCBI's taxonomy places the organism in Eukaryota, Fungi, Basidiomycota, Tremellomycetes, Tremellales, Tremellaceae. Gene Ontology annotation, biological process: mitochondrial electron transport, cytochrome c to oxygen.